AUGUAUUAUGAAACUAAAGAAGGUGACAAUGAAAUCAAAUUAUUGUGUUCGAUCCAAGAAAAAAUAGCUGAAGAAAAUGAACUAAGUGAUGAUGAAGUAGAAAUAAAAACUAAAAACAAUCGAAAGCGUCGCCGAACUGAAGCAUCCAUGCUUGAAGAAGAAAAUGAAAUCGAUCGAUUAAGUAACGUUCGACCGAAGCGCGCAGCAGCAAUGCGUGUCAAUGAAAUCAACAAUGGUCGUCGAAAGAUCGACGAAUUUAUUUCAAAAAAAAGAUCACCUAAAAAAAGUCUCAAAUCUUUGAAAAUUGGAUCGAUUUUACCAUCGAUACCAAUUAAUGAUUGUGAAAAUUGUCCAAUAUGUGAUCGACUUAUAUCUAACGAUAUACUUGAAAUACAUACUAAUGCUUGUUUAAUUAAUAAUAGUGAAGCGGGCAAAGAAUUAAUUGAAAAAAGUAAACAACGUGCAAAAACUGAUGCUGAAAUUAAAGAAGCUUUAUUUCAACGAAUAACUCGUCAAAACGUAGCAAGCCAUUUGAUUAGAAAUAACAGUGAAACAACUACUUGUCCCACAUGUGGGAUGCAAAUGACAGUUUCUCGUCUCGAAAAUCAACAUAAAAAUGAAUGUUUGAAACGUUAG
Rotaria socialis is the source of this 636-nucleotide messenger RNA. The record is from the annotation of a GenBank genome assembly. NCBI's taxonomy places the organism in Eukaryota, Metazoa, Rotifera, Eurotatoria, Philodinida, Philodinidae.